CACGCCCUUUUCCAGUCCGUCCCGUCGAUAAUGUCUGCCCUCCAGAAGAUCAUCAAGCCCACUGGCGUUGCCGCCGAUGAGGUCGAGCUCACUGUUGCUCAGGCUCUCUUCGACCUCGAGACCUCUGUCGCUGACUUGAGGAAGGAGUUGAGGCCUCUCCAGUUCUCCGCUGCCAAGGAGGUUGAGGUCGGUUCCGGCAAGAAGGCUAUCGUCAUCUUCGUCCCCGUUCCCCUUCUUAAGUCUUUCCACAAGAUCCAGCAGCGUUUGACUCGUGAGCUCGAGAAGAAGUUCUCUGACCGUCACGUCGUCUUCGUCGCUCAGCGCCGCAUCAUGCGCAAGCCUACCCGCCGCUCUCGCCAGCAGCAGAAGCGCCCCAGGUCCCGCACCUUGACCGCUGUCCACGACUCCAUCCUCGAGGACCUCGUCUACCCCACCGAGAUCGUCGGCAAGCGCACCCGUGUCCAGGUUGACGGCCAGAAGAUCAUCAAGGUCUUCCUCGACAACAAGGACGCUGGUUCCAUCGACUACAAGCUCGGUUCCUUCUCCCAGGUCUACAAGAAGUUGACGGGCAAGGAGGUCGUCUUCGACUUCCCCGCCACUCAGGGUGAGGGUCUCUAAAUUAUUUUCCGUACGCGAGGAAUGAUUUGAAAAAUUGGGAUUGGAUUUUUGGAG
This is a messenger RNA of Saitoella complicata NRRL Y-17804, 672 nucleotides long. RefSeq names its product 40S ribosomal protein S7. Bases 31 to 618 code for a protein of 195 amino acids. Gene Ontology annotation, cellular component: ribosome; small-subunit processome; cytosolic small ribosomal subunit. Lineage: Eukaryota; Fungi; Ascomycota; Saitoellomycetes; Saitoellales; Saitoellaceae. Gene Ontology annotation, molecular function: structural constituent of ribosome. The transcript has 2 exons. Gene Ontology annotation, biological process: rRNA processing; ribosomal small subunit biogenesis; translation. The record is from RefSeq and is a predicted model, not a curated record.